AUGCUUUGGCGGGGCCUUUGGACGAUAUCAAAGUACAUCCAGACGCUCAGAUUCAACUGGACUAGGAAGGAGAGCUCGUGGUCAUCAUCGGCCACGAUGCCAAAGACGUCAAGGAAGACCAGGCUCUCAAUUACGUAUUGGGAUACACAGCUGGGAACGACGUGUCUGCAAGGAACUUUCAACUGCCAGAUGCCUCUGGUGGACAAUUUUGUUAUGCGAAAUCAUUUGACGGUUUUGCACCUGUGGGCCCCGCAAUCUGGUCAACCGAGUCGGUGCCAGAUCCCCAAAAGCUUCAUCUCACGACAAUUGUCAAUGGGGAGGUGGUCCAAGAGACGGGUACAAGUGACAUAA
Molecule: messenger RNA, 351 nt
Organism: Colletotrichum tamarilloi
Lineage: Eukaryota; Fungi; Ascomycota; Sordariomycetes; Glomerellales; Glomerellaceae
Exons: 1
Coding region: 1-351 (116 amino acids)
Source: RefSeq, a predicted model, not a curated record